AUGGCUUCACCUCCAACAGGUUUUUUGAUUGGAAAAAUUGUAUCAUUUGUUGAAAGUAAAGUGUCUCUGUUAGAAGGAGUUCAUGACGAACUUGAAGAUCUCGGGCUUGAGUUGCUGACCAUGAAAGCGUUCUUGGCGGAUGCAGAAAGGAAGGGAGAAGCUCUUUCUGAAGUAGAGAAAACAUGGGUGGCAAAUGUAAGCAAACAAGUUGAAGAUCUACUAAGUACCAUGAUCCAAGAACUUUUUAGAGCAACAAUGCAAGCUAUUCCUCUAGACUUUAGCAAUAUGAGCUAUGUACAUUUGGUAGAAGUGCUCGUCGACUAUUUGGAGCCAAAGCGUUAUUUGAUUGUCUUAGAUGAUGUGUGGGAUAUAAAUCUUUGGAGACAAAUAAAUGUAGCACUUCCAAAUGGAACACAUGGAAGUCGAGUCAUGCUUACAACUCGGAAUGAAGGCAUUGCUUCUUUUUCAUUUCGAGUUGGAAGUCGCAUGCACCAUGUUCAGCCUCUUACUGACGAUGAGGCUUGGGAUCUUUUUUCCAUGAAAGCUUUCUCUAGCUGGGAUGACAGUAGUUGUCCAACAGAAUUUAAACUCAUAGCCGGGGAUCUUGUUAGAAAAUGCCAAGGCCUACCUCUAGGAAUUGUAGCUUUGGGUGCUCUCAUGUCAACUAAAAGAUUUGUUCCCGAGUGGACGAAAGUAUAUAAUAGCUUGAAUUGGGAGCUAAGCAACAACCCCACACUUGAAGUAGUGAAGAGCAUCUUAUUACUAAGCUUCAAUGAUUUAUCAUAUCAACUCAAUAAUUGCUUCUUAUAUUUUUGCAUUUUCCCAGAAGAUUAUGUAGUUCAAUGUAAGAGGCUUAUCAGAUUGUGA
Messenger RNA from Malus domestica (apple), 867 nucleotides. RefSeq names its product disease resistance protein RPM1-like. Gene Ontology annotation, molecular function: ADP binding. NCBI's taxonomy places the organism in Eukaryota, Viridiplantae, Streptophyta, Magnoliopsida, Rosales, Rosaceae. Gene Ontology annotation, biological process: defense response to other organism. The record is from RefSeq and is a predicted model, not a curated record.